UGAGGCACCCUGGCUUUGGGGGCCCAAACUAGCCAGCUUUCCCCUUCUGGAUCUGCUGGCCUAAUUCCCAACUGCAGCUGCCACCUUGGGUCCCCCUCCCCAAGUCAAUCUCCCUGCAUAUUUGGUAGCAUAGGAAGGAGGGGCUGAGGGACAGGGAGAGACAGAGAAUGGACUGAGCUCUAAUGCUCUAAUCUGAUGUUGAUGAUCCUAAAGGCUUCCCAGCGCCAGUGCCCUCUGUGAUCUACUCUCCGGGGGAUUCUUUUUUUCUUUUUUUUUCACCCGGUGCGAUGCACUUUUUCCUUCUGCCUUCGGCUCCUUAAGAAACUGACCAGAAAGUUAAACCUAGACACACAAACGCACGUACAAACCACCAGGAAAAAAAAAAUCAGCAGGAGCAGGCAGGCAGGCAAAGAGCACGCGCGCUCGGGCUCAGCUCUGUCCUGGAGGAAGAGCGACUCGGGCAGAGAGAGUCGCGGGGGUUGGCAGUGACCCAGACGGAGGUCUUCUGCCCACCCCCACCCCCCCAGCCUCCUUCAUGGACCCAGAGACCGCCAAAGGGGCUGUGUAGGAUGGGCAACUGCGUCAAGUCGCCACUAAGAAACCUCUCGAGAAAGAUGCGCCAGGAGGAGAAGACCAGCUACAUGGCGGUGCAGACAAGCGACGAUGGGAUGGCGGAUGGCGGCGAGCUCCAUGGACCACUCAUGAUGCUGGCCCAGAACUGUGCCGUCAUGCACAACCUGCUGGGUCCCGCCUGCAUUUUUCUCCGAAAGGGUUUUGCUGAGAACAGACAACCUGACAGAUCUUUACGACCAGAGGAGAUUGAAGAGCUCCGAGAGGCCUUCCGGGAAUUUGACAAGGACAAGGACGGUUACAUCAACUGCCGGGACCUGGGGAACUGCAUGCGCACCAUGGGCUACAUGCCCACCGAGAUGGAGCUCAUCGAGCUGUCUCAGCAGAUCAACAUGAACCUGGGUGGCCACGUGGAUUUUGAUGACUUUGUGGAACUGAUGGGCCCUAAACUCCUGGCGGAGACAGCAGAUAUGAUUGGCGUAAAGGAGCUGAGAGACGCCUUUCGGGAGUUUGAUACCAACGGUGACGGGGAGAUAAGUACGACUGAGCUGCGAGAGGCCAUGAGGAAGCUCCUGGGUCAUCAGGUGGGACACCGGGACAUAGAGGAGAUUAUCCGAGACGUGGACCUCAAUGGAGAUGGACGAGUUGACUUUGAAGAGUUUGUCCGGAUGAUGUCUCGCUGAGACCGCCAAGGGGCUCCUCCGGGUCUGCCAACUUCCACAGGCGGGAAGAAGAGCUGAGCUCGUCUCACCCCCGCAGUAGCUGCCGAGAGCCCAGGAUGUACUGGCGGAUGGGGCCUGCCUGCACCCCGGGGAGGUGCCCACCCCGGAACCCCCCACCCCUCCGCACUGUGAAAGACUCACAACUCCUGCAACUGGAAAAAGGGGGCGCCCGCCGGAGAGGAGGCCACAGCGCCAAGCCGGUAGAGGACACGCAAGGCGCCAAGUGCCAUGUGCCGAGCCGCUGCUGGCUGGGUGGGCCAAGGAGCCCGCCAGCAGACCCCACACAGCAUGUGUGCCCCAGGGCAGAGCCUCUCAGCGCCCUCCUGAUGCCUGUCCCAGCUCGCCUAGCCCUUUGAUCUCAGAACCAAUAAAAA
Messenger RNA from Mus pahari (shrew mouse), 1666 nucleotides. It is a transcript of the gene Cabp1, whose product is annotated as calcium binding protein 1. The record is from RefSeq and is a predicted model, not a curated record. The transcript has 7 exons. NCBI's taxonomy places the organism in Eukaryota, Metazoa, Chordata, Mammalia, Rodentia, Muridae. The coding region runs from base 570 to 1253 and encodes 227 amino acids. Gene Ontology annotation, molecular function: calcium ion binding.